GGAGCUAGCGGUCCUCACGUCCGAAUCCUCUGGCUAGAUCUCCUGGCUGGGGAGGAGGCGACGUAGAGAACUCGGAGGACCGAGCGAAUCCGAAUUCUAGAGCAUCUGGCGGGGGAAGCGGCUGCGGCGUCGAAAGCGACUGACUUUGAGAAGGGAUACUUCAAAGAAAAAAAUGCCAUUUCAGGUGCUGAAUCGAGUUUUCAGCCAGGUACUACCAAGAUCUGCUUGCAGGUGUCCGAUUCCCAUUGUUCCUGUUAAGUUUCUCAGUAUUUCAGCUCGCCAAGUUCCAUCUGAUGCCAACUUUCAUUCUGCAUCAGUUUCUGACACUGAGCAUCCACGAGUACUAAUUACAGGGGGUCUUGGACAACUUGGAGUCGGACUUGCUAAACUUUUGAGGAAGCGGUUUGGAAAGGACAAUGUGAUCUUGUCUGACAUUAGGAAACCUUCUGAUCAUGUUUUCUACAGUGGGCCAUUUAUUUAUUCUGAUAUCUUGGAUUAUAAGAACCUUCGGGAAAUAGUGGUAAACAAUCGAAUCACAUGGCUCAUUCACUAUAGUGCCCUGCUAAGUGCCGUUGGAGAAGCGAAUGUACCAUUGGCAAGAAAUGUGAAUAUUACUGGUUUGCAUAACAUUCUGGACAUUGCAACAGAACACAGUCUGCGACUCUUUGUGCCUAGCACUAUUGGUGCUUUUGGACCUUGUUCCCCUCAGAACCCAACCCCUGAUCUCUGUGUUCAGAGACCUAGAACCAUCUAUGGAGUGUCCAAGGUUCAUGCAGAGCUCAUAGGAGAAUAUUAUCAUUAUCGGUAUGGCUUAGACUUCCGGUGCCUGAGGUAUCCUGGAAUCAUUUCCGCUGACUCCCAGCCUGGCGGAGGAACAACUGAUUAUGCAGUUCAGAUUUUCCAUGAUGCUAUAAGAAGUUGCAGGUUUCAGUGUUACCUGAAACCAGACACUCAGCUUCCCAUGAUGUACAUUGAUGAUUGCCUUAGAGCUACACUGGAAAUCAUGGAAGCUUCUGCAGAUUCUCUCCCCAAGAGAACUUACAACAUCAGUGCCAUGAGUUUGACCCCUGAAGAACUGGCACGGGAAAUUGUCAAGCAUGUACCUGAGUUCGAGAUCACAUACGAUAUAGACACAGUUCGCCAGGACAUAGCUGAUAGUUGGCCAAUGAAUUUUGAUGAUAGCAAUGCAUGGAAGGAUUGGGGAUGGAAACACUACUACGAUCUUCCUGAACUGGUGACAACUAUGUUCAAUUUCUACACCGCUGAGUCCAGAGCUGUUCAUGCCAAUUAACCAGAAGUAAUGGUUACUGAGUCCCCAGGGAAUAUGAAAGAGAGAUU
Trichosurus vulpecula (common brushtail) is the source of this 1338-nucleotide messenger RNA. Its product is annotated as L-threonine 3-dehydrogenase, mitochondrial-like. Gene Ontology annotation, biological process: L-threonine catabolic process. The transcript has a single exon. Gene Ontology annotation, molecular function: L-threonine 3-dehydrogenase activity. Lineage: Eukaryota; Metazoa; Chordata; Mammalia; Diprotodontia; Phalangeridae. Bases 173 to 1291 code for a protein of 372 amino acids. The record is from RefSeq and is a predicted model, not a curated record.